UAGUAAUACAUUAUAAUGGUUAAUCUUUUACUUUUAUUACAUCUCGGUUGUAAUCAACACAGUCAUCCGUCAUCAAUGUCAUUGAUUUGAUGGGUUGCAAUUGGGUCCAAAAGGUUUUCACUGACUGAAACUCCCAUGUCAUAAAAACUUGAGUCAUGAUAGCUGUAAGUCUAAAGGACAGCCUUCUGUUAAAAUAGAGAAGAAGCACCAUCAUUUCAAGGUGUGUGGGCUUGUUACACACAGUCACCUUUUGUAAAGCCCGAGAUACACUAUACUUUAAAAUGUUCACGAUGAAGACAAUUCUUUUCCUUGGAGUGUAUUUUAUUGGAAUUACAUUUGCUGCUUUACUUAGUAAAGAAGAUUGCAGUCUCUCUCCGGACACAGGUAAUGGAUCUCAAAAUCAAGUCCAAUUUCAUUUUGACCAAACAAUUAAGUUAUGCCAACCAUUCACCUACAAAGGAGAGGGGGGAAAUGCUAAUCGUUUUGCCAAGGAGGAAGAGUGCAUGAAGAACUGUUCCGACACACCUGAAGAUUUUUAUCCUGAUGACCGAAAAGCGUUGUGCGAGAAGCCAUCAGUCACAGGCGGCUGCUAUGGUAGGAUGCUUAUGUGGUACUUUAACAGCGUGGAAUCAACCUGCAAAUCCUUCAUUUAUAGCGGUUGCCACGGGAACGGAAACAGAUUUUCCACAAAGCAGGAAUGCUUGGAGUUCUGCAAAGGAAAAGCUGGUAGAGCACUUGGAAAUGAGGCAGUGGAAGAAAAACCUGAAGAAUCUGCAGUAGAUGAAGGACUGAUUGUGGGGAUUGUGGGUGGCUGCAUAUUUGCCGUUGCACUUGUUGCUGCAAUUGCCGUUUUUGUCACCCAAAGGAAGAGCCACAGUAAAAGAAGAACCACUGAAGUAGAGAUGAAGUGAGAAGCAAAACAACAGCAAAAAUACGUGUUGGAUCAGGAAUCAAAGUGCAUUUUCAGUAAAAAAAAAAUAUAAUAAUUUUAAUGCUGUACAUAAAAGUUUCUCAAAGCUUUUUUUCUCAAAAUUGUUAUCAACAGCACAAUGUAUUUUAUUCUAGGGAAAACGUCAAUUACAAAUCCAUGUGUCAUUGUCUAUUGCUGAUUGUAAUGAUGUGUUAAUUCAUUGAGAAGAUUAUUUACCGUACCUGCUUUCAAUAAAAUACGUUUUAUACAAACCAUCAA
Molecule: messenger RNA, 1189 nt
Organism: Acipenser ruthenus (sterlet)
Lineage: Eukaryota; Metazoa; Chordata; Actinopteri; Acipenseriformes; Acipenseridae
Product: kunitz-type serine protease inhibitor A-like
Exons: 6
Coding region: 282-911 (209 amino acids)
Molecular function (GO): serine-type endopeptidase inhibitor activity
Source: RefSeq, a predicted model, not a curated record